Molecule: messenger RNA, 891 nt
Organism: Camellia sinensis
Lineage: Eukaryota; Viridiplantae; Streptophyta; Magnoliopsida; Ericales; Theaceae
Product: TPD1 protein homolog 1-like
Biological process (GO): cell fate determination
Source: RefSeq, a predicted model, not a curated record
UUUGGGUAACCAACCAGCAAAUUGGUUCUAUAAAUUUCAUCAGAAUCAGAUAUACGUUGCUUCCAUUCCACCAUGUUAGAUUUUCUUUUGGCGACACUUUGUAGCUGUGAUAGUAUUGGAAAGAAAUUGGAGAUGAUAAAAGGUGUUAUAAGAAGCACUAGUGCUGCACAGAGACUUUGCAUGGUCUCCAUGGGUUUGGGCUUGGGUUUGAUCUUUGCUGUUUUCUUUGUUGUUGGAAUUCAUGGUCCUUCGGAAAUGACUGGUGGUGAUGCUGCUGGCUUUCAAGAAAUGGUCUUUUCCAAGCAAAAUUAUACUGCCUUUGCUCGUAAGCUACUGACCAUGACCAUGGCUGAUGAUAAUGGCGGCGACGAUGGCAAUCCACUGAAUCGGGUUGGCGCGACAUGCACAAAGGAUGACAUUGCCAUAUUCCAAGGACCAACAACUCCACUUCCCAACGGCAUACCAACCUACACGGUUCAAGUCAUGAAUGUCUGUGUCUCUGGCUGUAGUGUCUCCAACAUUCACCUGAGUUGUGGGUGGUUCAGCUCUGCUCGACUAAUCAACCCUCAACUGUUCAAGCGAAUCUGCUAUGAUGAUUGCCUUGUCAACAACGGGGAGGCUCUAGGCCCCGGAGAAAGCCUUUCUUUCGAAUAUGCUAAUAGCUUCAGCUACCCUCUUUCAGUAUCCUCUGUUACUUGUGGCUGAUGGUUUGUGUUACCAGAUGUUAACCUAACUAGAAAGGGCUGUAAGAGGUGUUCUACUACUACUACUAAUCUCUUGCUUAUGACAAGUGUAUUAAAUGUACGUGAUAAAUAAUCAGGACAAUAAUGCGUAGAAUAUCUAACUAUAUGUUAUCUAUUGUAAUGAUCUACCACGUACAUUUUUAUGCUG